Anguilla rostrata (American eel) is the source of this 2149-nucleotide messenger RNA. Its product is annotated as translocating chain-associated membrane protein 1-like. Lineage: Eukaryota; Metazoa; Chordata; Actinopteri; Anguilliformes; Anguillidae. Gene Ontology annotation, cellular component: endoplasmic reticulum membrane. Bases 908 to 1141 code for a protein of 77 amino acids. Gene Ontology annotation, biological process: protein insertion into ER membrane; SRP-dependent cotranslational protein targeting to membrane, translocation. The record is from RefSeq and is a predicted model, not a curated record. The transcript is spliced from 3 exons.
AGUGAGAAUGACCGAGCAGGACCGCCUCGUUACCGCGGUCGGUCUGCGGUCCUGCCCCACACCAGACCGUCGGCCUGGGGCAUGUGAGAGUGACCGAGCAGGACCACCUCGUUACCGCGGUCGGUCUGCGGUCCUGCCCCACACCAGACCGUCAGCCUGGGGCAUGUGAAGACGAUAAACUUGAUUUGAGUGUCAUCGGCAUGGAAAGCUUUUUAUUUAAAAUGUAAACAAAACACAAUCAAAAAUAACAAAGUGUAAAACAAGUGGGAUUGUAAUUAAUUGAAUAGUUUGCCAAUUAAGAGCAAAAGGUGUACAUUCAGAAGAGGCUCCCAGGUAUGUGCGAUAUGGGUGUUCUAUUGUCUGAGACGGUGUACGGAAAUGGGUAAUUCUGCCCAUUUUUAAUCAACUGCAGGAGCAUUUGAAAGACCCUCAGAUACCUCCCUCUUUUCUCUCAGUCACAUAUGGAGUCAUUAUGUCUUAGACGCACUUGCGAACCAGACCGUACAGAGCCUAUUUUACAAACAACUGGCUGCGAUUGCAGAGAAGCCAAAACCAGGGGGAAAAGGCAUGUUUUAUGUUAGGGAGAUGGAUGGGCUGUUGUUGAUGUGCCAGCAGUGGUGGAGCGGCCAGGGAAUGUGCAAUGGCCGCUCUGUUGCAGAUUCUCAGUGCGGGGGCGUGGCUAACAUGUGCAGUGCUAACCUGCAGCAGUGUUGCGUGUUCCGAGGGCAGGCACGGGUGACCUGCUUUGUGGGCGGAGCUAAGCUGUGGCUGUUGCAGGUUCGCGGUGUGGGCGGUGCUCUUCGUCAUUGGUCGGCUCCUCACCCUGUCCCUGUCCGUUCUCACUGUGGGAUUUGGUCUAGCGGGGGCAGAACAGCAAGGCCCUUACCUGGCCACAGGAAACUUUAACAUGCCCUUGAUUCGGGUCACUGUGCUGGGAGGGAUCUGCACUACACAGGCCUUCAUGGUGUGGAAGUUCAUUAACUUCCAGCUGCGCAGGUGGAGGGAGUUCCAGCAGCAGCUGAGGAGACCGGCCGCCUCGAAGAGCAGGUCCAGGAGAGACAGAGGAGGAGUUAAUGGGGUUAAUGGAGCUUUGGGCAGUGGGCCAGAUUCACCAAGAACCAGGAAAGAGAAGUCCUCAUAACCCCCACCCCCACACCCCCCAAAUGGUCACCCAGACUGAUGGUCCAUCAUGUGCAAUGCUGCUGUUGCUUUAAUAUUUCAGAGAGCACACUUUUACACACACAGGUGUACACAUGCUCACAUCCUUGCUUUUUAUCUCAGGUCAGAAUUGAGCUUCAGCAUGUAUUUCCCCCCAUUUAAAAAAAAAUCCUGACAUUCAUCUACUGACUUUAAAGGGAACAUGAACUAAACUUUAUUUUUAAGUGCCUAAAAUUACUGUAUAUUAAAGGGGUUCUAAACUUCCAAGCUAUCAGAUUUGAAGCUACUUGUAUUGUGUUUUUGGAAGCUCCAGAUUUGGAAAUGAGUUUCAGAUUUUAUGAAAACAGUUUAUGUCUUUGGGUCCCAUGAUAUACAUCAUACUUCAGGUCCUUGCUAAUUAAAUGUGAGCAAUCUCUGUUGAUGAAUUGAGGAGUUUAAACCUUGCACACUUUUCAUAAUUCUUAGUUUGGUUGCAUGUGAGAGUGCAAUAUUUGCGUAAAUGUGUAUAAAGCUUUAUUUUCCCCUGGAAUAAUGUGCUAUAAGCUUUAAUGAUACGUCAGGUUUGAAUGCAGUUCAAAGCAUCAUUUAAUUGGCUGGUGAAAAUAAAUGUAUAUUUUUAAAAAUGGUAGGCCUGAACAGUGACAUUUUUACAUGAAUGAUUAUUUGUCUAAAAUGUGGGGUUGCAGCCACAAUACUGAUUCCUACAUCACUGCAUUAAGGUCUUGCGCUUUAGAUGGGCACACUGCCACUCCCAAGUUUUUCCUCCUUUUAAAAGCCUGUUCUGUGUUUUUGUGUAGCAUUGUACCUGUGUGGAGUUUGAUGUUGUGUAAGUGUUAUUCUCAGGAAUGGAAUAUUCUCUGAAACUGAUUCUGGGCCAUUUGGGAGAGAGUCCAGGAGAGAGAGUCUCUGUCAAAGUUAACAUAUUUUUCUCAUCUGAAAAUGUCCCCACAAAUGUAAGUAUUAUUGUAAUAAAUAACUUAUUUUGUAUUAA